CCUUGCCCUUGCCCAACUCCGUACUGACCUCGUCCUUGUCUGUCGUAUUUCAACUUUUCGCAUGCCACAAUUUCUCCCUUUUUUGUGUGCGUGUAGAUGCUGACAUCCUAAUCAAACCUACCUUAGAUAACCUUCACAACGGCAUCUUCUCUCGCUAUACCGUGCCAUCAAGACCAAACCCUCUCUUUGCAAAUAACCGCCUGUCGAGCCACUCCGAUCGACCUCUGUCCCUCGUAAAACCUCCAAUCGGGCGCCUACCCCUUCUCCACCUGCGACACCUGCCAACUGCAACUGACAAAAAGACUUCCUUCUGCUUCCCUCCACGCUGCCUCCAGAUGACUCUCUGCUCAACCAAGUCCUCGCUAGUCCGCCGAUAGCCUCUCCAAUCCGCCUGUACAUGGUUAGAUCACGCAACAAUCGAACAUGCAGACCCUGCCCUCUGGCUGCGCUCCGAACGGCUCGAUCAAGUCCUGCAAUCCGUCUCUAGUCGUCGAAAAGUGGUGAAAUGUCAAUGUCGCGCAGAGUAGCACAAGAUUCGACUCUUCAAGCGCAAUCCAUCAAGACCGGGUCGACUUUUGCCGCGGCUUUCCAUUACACAGAACCCAGCACGUCUGCUCAGUCUGCCCCUCGCUCAGGAACGUCCACUGUUCAUCAGUCGGGCAUGAGCGGCCUUUCGCCGCGCCGUCGUGCUGCCCAAGCGGCUGCUAUGAACGGCUAUGUUGCCAGUCCUGAUCUGCCUCCACCUCCUGCGCCCACGUAUGUUCGAGCGCUGUAUAAUUAUGAUGCAGACGACCACACCAGCCUGAGUUUCCGGGCAGGAGAUAUAAUCCAAGUCUUGACACAACUCGAAAGUGGAUGGUGGGAUGGUGUGAUCAACGAUGUUCGGGGCUGGUUCCCCAGCAAUUAUACCGUUGAGAUAUCGGAUUCUAAUGAGCUGGGUGAACUGGCUGGCCAGGGUGAGAGUGAAACAGGGUCAGGGACCGAGGAGGAUUAUGAUGAUGAAGAGGAGGAUUCAGAUGUUCACACCCAGGACGAAGACUCCGACUUACCAAUAGAGGGUGGGAACGCUCAGACUCAAGAGGAGGCGGCAUUUUGGGUUCCUCAGGCGACACCGGAUGGCCGACUGUUCUAUUUCAACACGUUGACGGGCGUUAGUACCAUGGAAUUGCCGUUAGAGACGCCAACGAGUUCCGAUGAGACUGGACCGAGGGAUCGCAACAAUUUCCAUGUACCCGAUCAAACAAGGCCACCGCCCGAGAUGAUGGCUGGGCGGUAUGGGCAGAAUGAGGAGGAUUAUGAUGGGUCGGCAUCUGAGGCGGACGGUGAACAAUCUUUCCGUUCUUCGCGCAAGAAGGGAUCCAUGACUUCGGCUAGCAUCUCAACUUCAACUUCCAUGGACUCGAUCGAUGUAAGCGCAGCCAGGCAAGCGGGUAAUCAAUUUGCAAAUCCUCUGACAAGUACUUUCGGGACAUCCAUGGCAUUGCCUCCACUAGGGACGACGGCCACCUCAUUCACUGUGCCGCCGCACCAGAAGCUUUCUAAAUCACCAAUGCCUAAAUAUUUCUUGGAUGACACAGGAACGGCACCUGUAACGUGGAACACCUUGGUCGAGAACAUGCGAGCGGCAAUUGAGGCUUACCGACAUGCCAUCCGUACCCACGCCCGCGCUGAGUAUGUUCGGAGAGCUGAAGACAUCUCAGAUCAUUUGCGCAUGCUGCUUGCCGCAGGAUCAGGCACAACUGACAACCACUCCGGAAACCCUUCUAUCAUCUCCACCAACAAAGCCUUAUACCCUCACUUCAGAGAAAUGAUGUCCAAGUUCUCGAAGCUUGUUCUUUCCUCUCAUAUCGCAGCCGCCGACUGGCCGGGCCCCGAUGCCCUGACGAAAUGUCUCCAGGAAGCUGAAGGCGUCAUGAACGGUGUCUACGGCUAUGCCGACGUGGCGAAACAGCAGCGAGGUGAAGAGAUACCCCGACUGAUUCCCGGCUUCAUCAUGGGUAGUAAAGUUGGAGGUAGCUGGAGAGAUAACAACAUCGACAGUCAGACCAACCUCGAGGAAACUUCAUUCAUGGAUUCCGGCGACGAGUUGAGCUCACGUCCUUCCACGCUACUAGAUGCCAAUCUCCUGCAGCGCAUCGAUGAUUGCAAGAAGAAUCUAGCAGCCGCAAUUCGAAGUUUGGAGGAGGGCCUUGUGUUGACGGAGAAGAUUGUCACUCCUGCACGGCAGUCUGCGAUCGGAGACGAUGUAUGCCAGGGGGCCGGCAUUGUCAUUGACUACUUUCGACCAUGGAGCCAUCUCAUUGAAUCGAUCGACCUUUCUGCGCUAGGAAAUGUAUUCCAGAAGCCGUCGCUGGUGGAUUUUGGAUCGCAAAAACAAAGAGUGUAUGAUUCGGUUGGUGAGUUGGUGGUGAACUGUCAAGCUGUCACUGCACCACUUGCAGACGAAUGGGCAGAAAUCCGAGGCGAGUCGCUCGACACUCGUUUGAACAACGUACGGGGUGCAUGCAAGCAACUCGAAGCUCACGUAUCCAACUUGGGUUAUGCGUUGCAGCUCUUACUGCCGGCGACCAGUCUAAGUGCUCCCACUGCCACGAAUAAGCGAGACCACAGAAAUACUGAUGGAGGCGAAACCUACCUAAACCAUCAUCUCAGAUCCGACUCAAAUCACGCUGCUAACCUACGACCUGCAUUGGCUGAUGUUGGUCAGUCAAAAUCCUACACCCUGGGUCAAGAACCUCCUCAAAUGGACAAGAACCGUCGUCCUCCGACCAAGGACAAGGCGAGACAAUUUUUUGGCCAGAUACCGCCAAACCUGGCUCAACUAAAAACUGCAAACAUCGAGCCGAGCUUUAAUUCAGAAGACGUGCCGUGGUAUUUGGAACUCGAUCAUGCUGACGAGGUGAUCUAUGACACCAAGGCUAAUCCACCUCAAGUCAAAAGCGGUUCCCUGACAGGACUGGUUGAGCAGCUCACUCGACACGAUCGGCCUGAUACUACCUUUACAACCACCUUCUUGCUCACCCACAGAUCAUUUACGACAGCUGCAGAAUUGUUUGAGCUGUUGGUGAAACGCUUUAACCUACAGCCACCGGCUGGCUUGAACAGAGACGAAUUUUUGAUCUGGGAAGAGCACAAACAGAAGGUUGCACGAUUUCGAGUGGUCAAUAUCCUCAAACAGUGGCUAGAAAUAUACUGGAUGGAAAGUGACAAUGAAAAGAGCAGAGAAUUGCUGGAGCGUAUGAUGGCAUUUGCCAAAAAUGCGAGCACCAAAGUCCCCCUAGCAAAGGUCUUGGUAACCCUGAUCGACCAACGCCUCAAGGGCCAGGAUACAUCUUCGAAAAAGCUGGUCCUUACAAUAACGAAUUCUGCCCCGGCACCAAUCUUGCCCAAAAACAUGAAGAAGAUCAAAUUCCUUGACAUUGAUCCCACCGAAUUUGCUCGACAAUUGACAAUCAUGGAAUCCAGGCUUUAUGCGAAAAUCAAACCUUCGGAGUGUUUGGCCAAAACGUGGGAAAAGAAAGCCAAUGAUAUGCCACCAUUCUUGAAUGUGCAAGCAGCCAUAUUGCAUUCCAAUCAGCUCACCAACUGGACGGCGGAGAUGAUCCUGGGCCAAGCUGAGGUAAAGAAGAGAGUUGUUGUUGUGAAGCAUUUUGUCGCUAUUGCAGACAAAUGUCGUGCAUUGAACAACUUCUCGGCCGUGACAGCCAUUAUCUCUGCCUUUGGUACAGCGCCUAUCCUGCGACUCAGUCGGACAUGGCACGGAGUCAACCCCAAAACAUCGGCAAUGCUCGAAUCGAUGCGUCAAUUGAUUUCAACAGCGAAAAACUUUUCCCAAUAUCGAGAGACAUUGGCAGCGGCAACUCCACCCUGUAUACCUUUCAUGGGUGUAUACAUGACCGACUUGAUCUUUAUUGAGGACGGUAUUCCAUCCCUUGCAAAGAACUCAGAGUUGAUCAAUUUCUCCAAACGUACAAAAACUGCUGAGGUGAUUCGACUGAUUCAGCAGUAUCAGAACGUCCCGUACAAUCUGAACCCGGUGCCAGAUCUGCAGGAAUGGAUUGCCGAAAAUAUGAGAAAUGCUGGAGACGUCCAAGAAAUGUAUCCUCAGAGCUUGAAAGUGGAGCCUCGCGAGCGAGAAGAGGAAAAGAUUGCUCGACUACUAUCGGAAUCGGGAUUCUUGUGAGACCGUAUAAUACAAUUACAAAUGCUUCUUCCUCGAGGAGGACGGCGACAAAGCAUGCGAAUCAAGUGCGGAACUCAAAGGAUACCCCGUUUCGAUGAUCAGCCCACAUCGGGCGUAUACUUGAUGUACAUUGUUGACCAGAGUUCUUCGUCUUUCUUUCGACUCUGCUGGCGCUGGAAUAUCAGACAACUGGUCGACUGGAUGUUUCGGCCUUGAUGAAGCUGUUGCACGGCGUUCAUUUGAAGAUGUCAGUUUGCUGCUCAAUGCCACGAGGUCAUGCAUAAUUUACGAUUUUCAUGCUGUGAAUAUGAAUUGCAAGACGGCGCUCCAAAACUGGUAGGGGCCUAUGUGCCAAUGGCCAAGCGAAAGAAUUUGAAGGCUUGGCUGGAUAUAGGUGGACUUUUGCUGGUUCGAUAGCUGUUCUUCCUAUAGACCAGUAUCCGUAUAUUUGUUGCACAUGUCACA
Messenger RNA from Exophiala xenobiotica, 4648 nucleotides. RefSeq lists its product as uncharacterized. Bases 506 to 4183 code for a protein of 1225 amino acids. Gene Ontology annotation, cellular component: plasma membrane. Gene Ontology annotation, biological process: Ras protein signal transduction; positive regulation of GTPase activity. Lineage: Eukaryota; Fungi; Ascomycota; Eurotiomycetes; Chaetothyriales; Herpotrichiellaceae. The transcript is spliced from 2 exons. Gene Ontology annotation, molecular function: guanyl-nucleotide exchange factor activity; protein binding. The record is from RefSeq and is a predicted model, not a curated record.